GAGGUUGGUGCUGAUAACAAGCAGUGAAGAGACUUCAGUCUGAUUAAACAUUAGCUGGGUGUCUUGGUAAAGGAGGGGGAAUGUAGAGGAGGUGUUAUGAGAUGUACUUUGCACCUUCCAAAGGAAGACAGCAGAAAUCUAAAGCAAGAAUGAAGAAAUACUCAGAAAUCAAAGAUGACCUUGUAUUAACUACAAGGUUUCUGUUUAACCCAAAGCUUGGAAUUGAUAAUCCUGCUUUGUGCCUGGGAGAAGACACUGGUUCACGUCCAGAGCCUGCAGCAAGGUUUUGCGUGUUGAGGAAAGAUGCAGAUGGAGAUUUUGCCUUUCAUUUGAGUAAGGAGCAGGAGAGAGAGGGCCAUAUUGUGAGGCAGGUGGUUCCUGGAGGCCCGGCCUACCUCGCAGGACUGAGGGAUGGAGACCAGCUGCUACAGAUUAACGGAGAGUAUGUGCAUGAACAGGACUACCUGAGGGUGGUACAGAAAAUAAAGUACAGUGGUUCCCGGGUAUCACUUGGUGUCCUUGAUGAAGCAGCUUAUGAAAGGCUACGCUCCAGUCACAGGUCCCCAGCAUCGGUCCUUCCCAGUUUUCUCCCUGAUUCAUGUCCUCGCCCUCACUUCUACCGUGUAAAGAAUGAAGGUCGAGGAUUUGGGUUUACUGCCAGUGCAACAGGUGGUGUGCGAGGGACUUUCCUGCUUCAGGUGGAAGAGGGCGGUCCAGCACAGAAGACUGGGGUUCCUCAUGGCUCUCGGCUGUUGGAAGUGAAUGGGGAGAGUACAAUUAGUAUUACUAUGAGUCAGCUCACUAAGAAGUUGCAACGUAGAAGUUCACAUGUAGUUCUUCUUGUACUGGAAGCAUCUGUUUGGGAUAUCUAUGAAUCUCAUGGGGUUCCACUCAGUGCAGCACUUGCUGAAACAUCCUCUCUCCCUUAUCGGACAAGGAAACUGCACCUGGUAAAGGGUCCACAAGGAUAUGGAUUCCUCCUGAGACAAGAGAAGUGCCCAGCAGGUCAAGGUCAGUUUCUACGUGAAAUUGAUCCUGGACUUCCUGCAGAGGAUGCUGGAAUGCGUGAAGGAGACCGUCUUCUGGGGGUCAAUGGGCAGAGUGUUGAGGGACUAGAACAUGAAGAUAUUGUCAGCAUGAUCCAAGAAAGUGGCAAACAAGUCACAUUAAUUGGCAUCAGCAAUGAAGGGGACAAGUUCUUUAGUGAGAUUGGACUCUCUCCUCUACUAUUUUAUGAAGAAGAUACUCAUUCAGAAUGUACGAAUGCUACCCAAACGACUACUGACACCCAAUCUGGUCCUGGCCAUACAGAGCCACAGGUGAAUGCAGAUUCUGCCAAAACCCACAGUACUUCCACAGAGAUACAGAAGAAUGAGGAAUGAGGAACAAUGUUCUAUCCCUGCUGCCAUUGUGACAAGGAAUGGUACUAACACUGC
Xenopus laevis (African clawed frog) is the source of this 1436-nucleotide messenger RNA. RefSeq names its product PDZ domain containing 3 S homeolog (gene nherf4.S). NCBI's taxonomy places the organism in Eukaryota, Metazoa, Chordata, Amphibia, Anura, Pipidae. Gene Ontology annotation, biological process: protein localization to plasma membrane. The coding region runs from base 102 to 1382 and encodes 426 amino acids. The transcript has 10 exons. Gene Ontology annotation, cellular component: apical plasma membrane; plasma membrane. Gene Ontology annotation, molecular function: signaling receptor binding; protein-membrane adaptor activity. The record is from RefSeq and is a predicted model, not a curated record.